Messenger RNA from Fusarium coffeatum, 690 nucleotides. RefSeq lists its product as uncharacterized. NCBI's taxonomy places the organism in Eukaryota, Fungi, Ascomycota, Sordariomycetes, Hypocreales, Nectriaceae. The transcript is spliced from 2 exons. The coding region runs from base 1 to 690 and encodes 229 amino acids. The record is from RefSeq and is a predicted model, not a curated record.
AUGAAGGUCGUGGUUACAGGGGCGACCGGAUUGGUCGGCAACGAAGUCGUCAAGCAAUGUCUUGUUGACGUUCGCAUUACAAAAGUCGUUAUCCUUACUCGAAAGGCUGUCUCUAUGGAUAUUGAAAGUCACCCAAAGGCGGAUGUUAUUAUGGUUCAGGACUUUUCACGAUAUUCCGAUGAUCUUUUACGGAGAAUCGAGGGUUCUUCAGCAUGUUUAUGGGUCAUUGGAGCUCGUUCAGAUCACUCCUCGCACAUUGAUAAAGCUUCACUUCACCACGUCAACGUUCAACUACCGCUAUACGCCGCCAAAGUCAUGAGCGAGCGCAUCGCACCCAAAACUCCAGCAGGUCAAAAGUUCAACUUUGUCUUUGCCAGCAACAAGUCGAGAUCAUCAGCCUCUUCACUGCUCUCGCUCGGGGACCCGCGAAAGCCAAAGACCGAGGCCGAAAAGGGUCUAUGCGAAAUUGCAGACGCCAGCCCUGAAACGUUUAGCGCUUGGAUCUUAAGACCCAGCGCCAUCCUCACUUCCUCCUCCGAUGCCGCGCCCAAGAAGAGGAGACUCGUUGGGGGAAGAUCGAGUAAUGGCGUUGAGGUUGCGCAAAUGGCAAGGGCUUUUGUUAAGUUGGCAUGCGAAGGCUACAGAGAUCGCAUCGUUGAUACUGAUGCGAUAUUGAAGAUGAUUACAUAA